CGUUCACAAAGAAAUCCCUUUGAAAGUUUGAUCAAACUUGCGUAAUUUCCGUUCACAUUUCAUCUCGCAAAAACAAUGGAUAGAGCUUUUCAACGAACCAAAAUCAUCAGCGAUCAUCUCUUGCAAUCAAAUUCUCCUCAUAUUAUUUCCGCAAACGCCUGCUUAAGCUGCUCUCCCCCAGAACUCACUGAAGUUUCACAUUUUGACAUCAAAGAAAUGCGGAAACUGCUGGAUGGUCACAACUUGGAAGACCGAGACUGGUUGUACAAUCUGGUCAUACAAAGCAAACUGUUCAAUCCCAGGCAAGUGGGAGAGAAAGUGUUUGUAUCGCCUGAUUAUAAUCAGACGAUGGAGCAGCAACGAGAGAUGACCAUGAAGAGAAUUGCCUACUUGUUUGAAAGAGGGGUUUUUCAAGGCUGGCUUACCGGCAAAGGAAUCGAAGCUGCUUUGAGAAAAAUAGCUCAAGCUGAAGUUAUUGAAAUGUUCGACCACUCGCUCAGCGUCAAGAUGGGUGUUCACUUCUCAUUGUGGGGUGGGGCCAUAAAGUUUUUGGGGACGAAGCGACACCAUGACAAGUGGCUGAAAGACACUGAGAAUUAUGUGGUAAAAGGUUGCUUUGCAAUGACGGAGUUGGGACAUGGAAGUAAUGUUAAAGGAAUUGAAACAGUUACCACUUAUGAUUCAAACACUGGAGAGUUUGUUAUAAACACUCCUUGUGAGUCAGCUCAAAAAUAUUGGAUUGGUGGAGCAGCCAAUCAUGCAACUCAUACGGUGGUCUUUUCGCAGCUUGAAAUUAAUGGGAAAAAUCAAGGGGUUCAUGCAUUCAUUUGCCAGAUCAGGGAUGCAGAUGGUAAAAUCUGUCAUAAUAUCCGGAUAGCUGAUUGUGGUCAUAAAAUUGGGUUGAAUGGUGUUGAUAAUGGUCGAAUUUGGUUUGACAAUGUCCGAAUUCCUAGGGAGAAUUUGUUGAAUUCAGUUGCUGAUGUUUCACCUGAUGGAGAAUAUCUUAGUGCAAUCAAAGACCCAGAUCAGAGAUUUGCAGCUUUCAUGGCCCCUUUAACAUCUGGUCGUGUAAAUAUAGCAUCAUCAGCAGUGCACAUAUCAAAGAUUGGCUUAUCAAUAGCUAUAAGGUAUGCAUUAUCAAGGCGGGCAUUCUCUAUUACACCAAAUGGGCCUGAAAUCUUGUUGCUUGAUUAUCCAAGUCAUCAACGGCGACUACUGCCUCUCCUUGCAAAGACAUAUGCUAUGAGUUCUGCUGCAAACCACAUGAAGAUGAUAUAUGUGAAUAGGACACCUCAGUCAAACAAAACCAUUCAUGUUAUUUCAAGUGCAUUCAAGGCUACUUUUACCUGGCACAAUCAGCGAACACUACAGGAAUGCCGUGAAGCAUGUGGAGGACAAGGCCUGAAGACUGAAAAUCAUUUUGGUCAUUUGAAAAGUGAAUUUGAUGUGCAAUCUACUUUUGAAGGGGACAACAAUGUCCUGAUGCAGCAGGUUAAUGUCUAUGGUCUUCUCUUUUAUAAAUUAUGACAAAGAAUUGCAACAUAUCGCUAUUAAUUGUUUACAAGUGACCUGCAUAUCUAUAUACUACAUUUUUUGUUGGAGACAGGAAUAGGUAUUAGAGAAAAUGUUAGAUUCUAACUUAACGUCUUCCGAAAUGACAUGAAUUUUUGUUUAAUAGCCUUCCCAAAAGCGUUGGGGAGUAAGAAGACUUUUGCACUUGAUCUUUUAUUGAAUUAGUUUAUAUUUCCUCCAUGUU
Molecule: messenger RNA, 1756 nt
Organism: Pistacia vera
Lineage: Eukaryota; Viridiplantae; Streptophyta; Magnoliopsida; Sapindales; Anacardiaceae
Product: acyl-coenzyme A oxidase 3, peroxisomal-like
Exons: 9
Coding region: 76-1527 (483 amino acids)
Biological process (GO): lipid homeostasis; fatty acid beta-oxidation using acyl-CoA oxidase
Cellular component (GO): peroxisome
Molecular function (GO): acyl-CoA oxidase activity; FAD binding; fatty acid binding
Source: RefSeq, a predicted model, not a curated record